AAAGUUGAAAGUACUCGUACAUAACCAUUGAACUCAAAAAAUACUCAAAAAAAAAUUUUUUUUUUUCAUCUUCUUCUUGAUUAAUUUUCUUGCUUGUUUUUCUAGAGCUAAGAGAAGCUGAUUUUAAGUGUCUUUUAGUGUUGAAAAUCAAGCAUUUAGAUUAGGUUUUAUUUGGGUUCUUUUUUCUGGGUUACUGGAGAAAAAUAGAGGAAAAACUGCUGCUUUGUGUAGAUGCUUUGCUUGAUUGAAAGGUUUGGUUUUUAGUACUUUGUUGAGUGUUUUGAAUGUUAUAAUACCCUUUGAAGGAUGGAUGGGCGGCGGCAUUCCGUAGAUGUACCAAUAUCAAAAACUCUAAUUGCACUUAGAAGAGUAAGGUCAUUGAGGGAUCCAUCAACUAAUUCUAUGAGCAAAUUCUCUUCUUUAGUUGAUACUUUGCAUUGGGAUACUAAUUCAUGUAAUGGGAUAUCUUUAAGGUUUGGGAAUGGUUGCCAAGAAGGGAUUUCAAGCAAUAAUGGGUGGGAUUUAAGUAAAAUUUUAGGAACUUGUGGAGAAGAAGAAGAAAAUGUGAAAGAUUUCAAAUCCAUCGAGUGUACUCCAAAAUCCAAUUCCAAGCCAACCAUUAGUAAAAUUGUAGCAAAAUCAGGGUCCGUAGUUUCAGGAAUAAAAAGCAAGCUUGAGAGCGAAAUUGCAUUAGAGUUAGCUUGUGUUUCCCCUCCUAAUGAUCACCUAGAGGGAACAGAUUCAAACCAUGGUUCGACCGUAAGGUUGACUCCUAUGGCUAACAAAAUCAAUUCUUCAAACCGGAAUCAUUCAUAUGCAUAUAAGAGGUCACCCGGGUCAGUAGGUGAUUAUGUGAGUAGAGUAGGCAGUCCGUCUCUUUGUGUUAGUGAUGCCUUAGACGGUUCAACACAUAGUACAUCGCUAUUUGGAAAUGACACACUUGAAGCGCUAGAUAGGGAAUAUCGUGGGUUUGGGUUAACUUGCUGUUGGUCUCGAACACCUAGAUACUCUACCGAUGGAGAAGAGUAUCCAUUAAUAUCAGGAGAAGGUGGUGACACGGAUUUUUCUGGACGGAGUAGGGGCUGGAAGCACAUUAAUAGUGAAGUUGUUCCUUAUUCCGAAAGUCCUAGGAGCUUAAGUCAAAAGUUUAGGCCGAAAUCUUUUGAUGAACUGGUUGGACAAAAUGUGGCAGCAAGGUCACUUUUGGGAGCUAUCUCGAAAGGACGAAUCACUUCCUUAUACCUAUUUCACGGUCCUCGUGGUGCUGGAAAAACUUCUGCUUCGAAGAUUUUUGCCGCUGCUUUGAAUUGUCUAUCGCUGGAGGAGCAAAAGCCAUGUGGUGCGUGCCAAGAAUGUAUGUUAUACUUCGCGGGUCGGAGUAGAGAUGUUAAGGAAGUUGAUCCUGUGAGAAUAAACCGCGCUGGUAGGAUGAGAUCCCUCAUGAAAAGUGCGACUUUACCUCCAAUAUCCUCCAAAUUUAAAGUGUUUAUUUUGGACGAGUGUCAUUUGCUUCGAGGUGAAACAUGGGCAACUCUUAUAACAAGCCUAGAUAGUUUCUCGCAACAUGUUGUCUUUGUGAUUGUCACGGCUGACUUGGAUAAGCUGCCAAGACGCGUGGUGGAACGGUCUCAAAGAUAUCACUUUCCGAAAUUAAAGGACAUUGAUAUUGUUAGUAGAUUAGGUAAAAUUUGCGAGGAAGAAGGAUUAGAGUUUGAUCGGGUUGCUUUGGAAUUUGUUGCUUCCAAGUCUAAUGGCUCGAUGCGAGACGCUGAAAUGAUGCUUGAUCAACUGAGUUUGUUGGGCAGCAAGAUUACUAUGACACUGGCCUAUGAACUUAUUGGAAGUGUUUCGGAUGACGAUCUUUUAGAUUUACUUGACCUUGCUCUGUCCGCGGACACUUCAAAUACGGUCAAAAAGGCGAGGGAACUGAUGAGUUCGAGGAUUGAUCCUAUGCAACUUAUAUCGCAACUAGCCAACAUCAUAAUGGAUAUUCUUGCUGGGAAAUUCCAGGAAGAAGAGUCAGAAACCCGGAGAAAUUUCUUGAGAAAACAUGCUUCAGAAACAGAUUUGCAGAAGAUACGCCAGGCGUUGAAGAUACUAUCCGAAAGUGAGAAACAACUGAGAGUGUCCAAAAAUCAGACGACAUGGCUUACUGUUGCUCUAUUGCAAUUCAAUUCUAUAGACUCCUCUUUCUCGGAUCCAAAUGAGUCCAGAUUAUCUGUAAGAACUGCAAAUUUUGAAGCUGCAGAUGGUGACUGUUGCAGUACAUCGUCCCUUGGUGAGAGAUCUAAACCUCUGGUCUUGUACGAUUGCGCUGAUGAUGAAUUGUGUAAAAUGGUAAAAGGAGAUAGUGGUUGUGCUCUCGAGUCUACAUGGAUCAGAGCCACUGAAAAUUGCCAGUCAAAUUCACUCAGAAGUUUUCUACGGAGACGAGGGAAGCUCUCUUCUGUAUGGGUUAAGAAAGAUCUAGCAGUGGCUGACUUAGAAUUUGAUCACCCCGACCAUGCAUCAAAGGCCGAGAAUUCAUGGAAACUUAUUGCAAGUUCACUUCAAUCGGUACUGGGAUGUAAUGUCGAGCUUAGGAUAAAUCUCUCCCCUAGAAAUGCCAAAUCAAAGAGGUCAUCUUUCAGUUUGUUUAGUUGUUCUCGUCGAAUUCACAAGUCACAGACGCCUGAAAGUGGAAGUGAUCGACUAUCCGAUGCCUCCAAUUUCACUUCUGAUAAAGCCAUGAUCGGAGACAAGCAUGUCGAAACUUGCUCAUCCUGUGGGUCUCAGGUUUCUCAUAUUUGCAGCCACAGAAUGGUUAGCACUAUCAGAAACAGUGAUGGAAAUGCGCUAAGCACUGCUAGAUCCGGAGCAUCGACACCUCACAGAAUCUCGCAGGAUAGUGUGUUCAGUGAGCAAGAAAAAGCAUGCAAGAUUUUAACCACUGAAGAGCAAGAAGAACAGCCCAAGUGCUUUCCGAAAACUAUGAGACUUAGUAAGAAAGAGGCUUCCGGAGACAAGUGUUUAAAGAUCCAGCCAAAAGAAAAUAGUCGACAAGCAUCUUUCGAUACGUAUAUCUGUACGGACUAUCCUUACGUCUUAAGUAAUGGUUGCAACAACAAUGACAUUUCACGGCACGAAGAUGAAAAAACGGAAGACUCAAAGUCGAAUUGCUGGAAAACACCACCCUUUUCAAUGAAGAAGGGUUGGCAAAUGAAGCAUCAACGACAGAGAUCGCAACUGGUAGAAUGGGUUCUUCCUUGUGCUGCAGCCAAGUAAGAGUUGCGGACAAGCACAUUUGACUGUGAGGCUAUGAUACGGAACCUUGCGUGUUGUCACAAGAAAGCCGUUUAUAGCUCUGGUGACUACACCCGCAUGAUCUAAAGAUGAAUGAUCUCGAACCUAAGAAACAACUCCGUACUGUAUUUGUACAUUUGAAGCUUCAUUUUUCUCAGAAUGCUAACAUUUCCCAGAAAAGCUAUGACAUUAAGAGACCAACUAACUAAGAACUAGGAAGUACUCUAUUUUAGCAGAUGGAUGGUAAUGUAACUAAAUCUCAUACUAGUUGGAUUAAACAAGGAAAAGGUGACCUAUGUUAGUAUACUGCUACCUAAAUGCAUUAUUUCCAUUUUUAGCAAAUGCUCUACUUGUAUUUAUGUUAUAUUCCUGCAUUAAUUAGUGGGAUUUCAAGUUUGUUUUGUUGUUCAAAGGUGAGUCAACAUAAGAGCGAAUCUAAAAUUUGAAACAUGGGGUUAUCGAACGUAUUACAAGAUAUAUUUAAGAUAUUA
This is a messenger RNA of Amaranthus tricolor (Joseph's coat), 3773 nucleotides long. Its product is annotated as protein STICHEL-like 2. Gene Ontology annotation, cellular component: DNA replication factor C complex; nucleus; DNA polymerase III complex. Gene Ontology annotation, molecular function: ATP binding; ATP hydrolysis activity; DNA clamp loader activity. Bases 307 to 3264 code for a protein of 985 amino acids. The record is from RefSeq and is a predicted model, not a curated record. Gene Ontology annotation, biological process: DNA-templated DNA replication; DNA repair. The transcript is spliced from 9 exons. Lineage: Eukaryota; Viridiplantae; Streptophyta; Magnoliopsida; Caryophyllales; Amaranthaceae.